ACCAACAACCAAUAUGGCGGCCAGCGUGUACUGUAGUGGAAAACUUUUACGAACCUUUGCCAGAAACUCUCAGAGUAGAGGCGUGAAUGCUUUAUUCCUAAGAUGUGCCAGUUCAUCACAAAAGCAAAAAUCCACUUCCAAAGGUGCACCUUCCAAAGCAGCUGGGAGAAACAUUGUUUUAGUGGAGGGAGUGCGAACUCCAUUUCUUAUGGCUGGAACCAGCUAUGCUGAUCUUCUGUCACAUGAUAUUCAAAGAGGAGCAUUAGAGGGUCUUGUUACAAGGACUGGUAUUAGUAAAGAUGUUGUUGAUCACAUUGUCAUUGGUACAGUUAUUCAAGAGGUCAAAACCAGCAAUAUUUCACGAGAGGCUGCUCUGGGUGCUGGCUUCUCAGACAAGACUCCAUGUCACACUGUGACCAUGGCUUGUAUCUCAUCAAAUCAGGCAAUUACCUCAGCUGUUGGACUAAUUGCAAGUGGUCAGUGUGACACUGUGAUUGCUGGAGGAGUUGAAUUCAUGUCAGAUGUUCCCAUCAGACUCAGCAGACCACUUAGAAAAACUCUGCUGUCUUUAAAUAAGGCCAAAUCUCUUGGUGCAAGACUUGGGCUUCUUUCAAAAAUCAGACCAAAAUUUCUCUCUCCUGAGCUGCCAGCUGUGGCUGAAUUUUCUACUGGUGAAACCAUGGGACAUAGUGGUGACAGAUUGGCAGCUGCAUUCGGCAUCAGUAGGCAAGAACAGGAUGAAUAUGCCUUACGAUCUCACACACUAGCACAUCAAGCAGCAAGUGCUGGAAAGUUGGAAGAUGUUGUACCUUACAAAGUACCAGGUCGCACUGAAACUGUGACAGCUGAUAAUGGGAUCCGGGUCUCAACCAUGCAGCAGAUGGCAAAAUUAAAACCAGCAUUUGUUAAACCACAUGGCUCUGUCACUGCAGCUAAUGCUUCCUUUCUGACGGAUGGAGCCUCUGCUUGCUUGAUAAUGAGUGAAGAUAAAGCUCUGGAGAUGGGAUUCAAACCCAAAGCAUACCUGAGGGAUUUUGUAUAUGUCUCACAGGAUCCCAAAGAUCAGCUUUUAUUGGGACCAGCUUACUCCACACCCAAAGUUCUGGAGAAGGCUGGACUCAAGUUGCAGGACAUUGAUGUUUUUGAAUACCAUGAAGCAUUUGCAGGUCAAAUUCUGGCCAACUUGAAAGCUAUGGAUUCAGACUGGUUUGCACAGAACUACAUGGGAAGAAGCUCAAAGGUUGGGGUCCCUCCAAUGGAAAAAUUAAACACUUGGGGCGGCUCCCUUUCUAUUGGUCAUCCAUUUGGUGCCACUGGAGUUCGAUUGGUCACCACAACUGCCAACAGACUUCUUAAGGAAGGUGGUCAAUAUGGGCUGGUUGCUGCAUGUGCUGCUGGAGGUUUGGGUCACGCAAUGGUUGUGGAACGAUAUCCGUCUUGAACUAAAUUAAGCAGAAGACACAAUAUUCUGAUUGUGCCUGAAAAUUACAGAUCACUGGUAAACUAUCUAUAAAGCUGCACCACAUGAUAGGCAUGCAAAUUUUGAAGGAUGGUAAUUUUCUACAGUGUUUGAGGCAAUAGGAGCUAGUCAACAUGUGAUACUCGUCUCAUUCAAGUCUCUUGUUAUUGGUUUAUCUUUUUGACUUGAAGCCAACUAAUAAAGUAAGACUUGAUAAAAGAA
Molecule: messenger RNA, 1681 nt
Organism: Pocillopora damicornis (cauliflower coral)
Lineage: Eukaryota; Metazoa; Cnidaria; Anthozoa; Scleractinia; Pocilloporidae
Product: trifunctional enzyme subunit beta, mitochondrial
Biological process (GO): fatty acid beta-oxidation
Cellular component (GO): mitochondrion
Molecular function (GO): acyltransferase activity, transferring groups other than amino-acyl groups
Source: RefSeq, a predicted model, not a curated record